AUGGCGCCCGGCAAGACCGCGCCGCGGCUACUCCAGGACCUCUUCACAUAUGAUCCGCGACACGAAGAACGGGCCGGCCGGAAUCUGCUGACGAGCCCUCCGCCGCAACACGACAUCAAAGCCCCAGCAGUCGCCGCCGUACCCUACCGGAACUGCCGCCACAACCUGUUCACCAAAUCUGAGCAGUCGCUGUUACCCGUCCCAGGCGAAGAACCAACCUCGGAUACCGUAUACAAGGUCGCCUCAUACUGCCUCAAAUGUCGCUGGCAUGUCGAUGUGCUUGUCGACCACCGUAUCAAUGCUGCCAAGGUCAAGUCGUGUGGGAAGGGAAAUGAGGAUUAUGCCUUGCAUCACUUUCUCUACGAAGGAGAGGAUGAUGCAACCGCUAUGGACAGGCUCGAGGCUCAGCUGCGGCCGCGCACUUAUAUCUUUCGCUGUUCUGCGCCAGAAUGUUCCGUCAGGGCACGGAUUAGCAUGAAACCGCCCUGCUUCUCGGAGCAGGACAUCGAAACCCUGACGAAUCAGGCUCAACUUAGAAGACGAUGGGAAGCGGCCAAACAGAUCGCCGGCGACCGAGCAGAUGCAAACAUGGCGCGUAGGGUCGAUGCUCCUGAUUACCUGAAUACAUACCUGCAAGAUUCCCUAAAACCAGCAAAGGGCAAGGCACGCAUCCCGCUGUUGAACAAGAAGUUUCUCAAGACUUUCGGUAGGGAUUGUGAUUCGAUACUGCGACGUCUUGGCUUCGAGAAACAUCAGGAAAAAGAAGACGAGACUGUUGUGGAAGCUUGGUAUCUCCCUAAACCCGACGAAGCCGCAUCUCCGCUUGAAUCGACGCUGCGCACCAAGAUCGAGGACGCUCGCUACGAACUAAACACCAUAAUACUGGACAUGCCGGAGAGCGAGCGUGUGGGUUGCAGGCACCAACCAAUGUACCCUACGCCGUCACGGGGCGACAUGGAGAGGGCAUUAGCAUGCGCGGAUUACGCCAAGGUGAAAGGACGGGAGACACGCAGUACAAACCACGAAGAGGAUCAUCCCUACUAUGCUAGUCUAGGCGCUGUUGGUGAUUUUGACGACUCCUUGAUCCUCUUCGCCUUCUCUCGACAAGGCGCAGUUGACAUCGAGAACAAAGCUUACUACUUUGAGUGCUUGCAAGAUCUCGCAGCCGGUCGCCAAAGUGAUAUGCUCGGCAUGCAGGUAGCUAUGCUGGCCUCACAGGGUCUCACAAGCAAACGGGAGGCCGAGCGCGCAUACCAGUACUUUGGUAUCGACCCAACACACGCAGGCGUAAUAAGUGACGAUCAUAUCAUAGGGUGCUUCCGAUCUCGGCUAGCCGAUGUCAGUGUUAUACAAGCCGAGGAGGCGCGAAAGCAACUGCGAGUUUUGGGAGACGUGCGCGAUAGCGACAGAAUACGGGGAGAGGCUUCAGGUUCUAUCGAGACGUACGAGCAAGCGAUGGCCUUCUUCGACCUUGACCCUGGCGUAGCGGACGAUUUCGUUCCGACCAUGUACUCGUUGAAGACUCAAGACAAUCCUUCAAGCAUAGAAACAGCAAGAAAGGCUGUGGAAAUCAUAGCAGAGACGCGCAAUAGCGAACGACUACGCCAUUUUGCCAAAUUCGGGACGAUGAGCGACCCUGAGAUGGACUUAGGCGACGCAUACGCCCUCUUUCAGCAACCAGACAGAACUGUCGCGCUCGACCCUGCAGUUCUGGAGUCUGUUCUUAGCACCUAUGAAAUCGGCACAAGCGAGAGAUUGCGCAUGGAGAAAGCGCACGCUCUCAUCCAGUACGACCAGUCACAGAGAUUUGGCGACAACCAUGUCAACCCGAACCGCUCCGAAGUCAGAAGAAAUCUGUAUCCUCUCGAUUCAUGGCCGGUUGGGCUUCGCAAUAUCGGCAAUACCUGUUAUCUUAACAGUGUGCUUCAAUUUCUGUUCACCAUCAAGCCUCUAAGAAACCUUGUUCUCGAUAUUGAAAAGCAUAUGCAAGACCCUUCCCCAGAAGCCUUGAAGAACAAGAAAGUCGGGCGCAUGCUCGUCACAGCCGAGAGGGUUUUGACGGCACAGAAGUUUGUUCGUGAGUUGCGAGCUCUCUUCGAACGAAUGACUAUAGCUUCCACAGAGACGGUACAGCCUGCGAUAGAUCUCGCCUCCCUUGCACUAUGCAAGUCAGACAAUCCCGUAGAGUCGGUGCAGUCACCACUAGUAGAGAAUACCGACAGCGUGGGCUUGGGUACCAUCGAUGGAGCAGCGGUCAGCGGACCAAUGCUACCACCUACUGCAAUGCAGUCCGCUCCAGCAGAAGCUCCGGCAGGUUCAGUCGUGACUGACGAUGAGGCAAAGUCUGUGGAUUCGGUCAUGCAGAAUAUCGAUGCGGCCCCGAUGACGCCCGCUGACUCGGUCAUGGCCGAUGAUGGUUCAGCGAGCAAGGGCGAGAGUGAUAUACCUGCUCCACCGACCCGACCUCCCCCAAUCCCACCACGAGCAGACCCUAAGCCGGCCACGAAGCCCGCUGUUCAAUCGAGUACAAAGAUUGGUAGAAUUGAGGAGAGCGCUCGGCAGCAGGACGCCGCAGAAGUCAUGUCCAACAUAUUUGAUCUGAUCUCUUGCGCCAUAACAGGCGAUAGUAUUCUACGAGAAGGCGAGCAGGGAGACGCUAUCAAGAAGUUGUUCUUCGGUGAUGUCACCACGGUUAUGGAAAAACCAGAUGGUGUGCAGAAGGUCCAAGAGCUUCGAGAUCAUUUCCUUGUGGCUACUGGACAACGAGAUCGCUCACUCUACGCUACACUUGACGAAGACUUUGGGCUAGGUGAGAUAGAAGGUGGCAGCGGCACCAGAUAUGAUUAUGUCGAACAGGCCGCACCCAUUCAGAUCAUAAACGUGAAGCGACUACAGUUUAACAAGGGUCAGCCCGUAUACGACCACUCGCACAUCGGUCUAGAAAAGACCAUGUAUCUGGAUCGUUACUUGGCAAGAACACCGACACUAGACGAAGCACAACUGCUAGAGCUUCGCAAAGCGCAAUGGGCAAAACAGAAAGAGCUGCGAGAGCUGGACACAAAGAGAACAAAGCUGCAGACAUCAGGCAUGGAGGGCAUGAACCUACCUGACUGUCUGGAGGCGACGAGUGAGUUUGUCAACAGCCUUGCAACAGAGAAGUCAGAGCACGAGCAACCAUCAUGGUCGCAGGACUUUCUCCCUACCCCACCUCCUGAACUCUCCGAUGCCCUCCACACUCGCGCCGCCGACCUUGCCUCCGAUCUCUCAGGUAUCGAUGAUCAAAUGACGAUCCUAGAAUCCGAGAUUAACACAGUUUUCAAAGACUGCAACUCCGUUCCCUAUCGUCUCCAUGCUGUUUUCACCCACCGCGGUGACGUUAAAGGCGGUCAUUACUGGAUUUAUAUCUACGACUUCCAGAACAACGAUUGGAGAGUCUACAACGACGAACGGGUAGAUCCGGUUGUGGAGGAGAGCAUAGUGCUCGACAAGGAAGAAGGAACCCGGCCCAAGGUUAGCACAGGCGUGGUGUACGUGAGAGCCGAUCUUGUGGACGAGUACACUGAGGCUGUAUGCCGUCGGCCUGAGAAACCUGAGGAGGAUGUACAGACAGAUGUCGAGAUGAAGGACGUUACUUUCACUGUCGAUCCGGAUGAGGAGAUGCCACCGGUAGAUUUGAAGGAUGUACCUGUUAUUGAAGGCGUGGUGAAAGACACGGGUCUGGUUCCUUACGAUGAGCCUUUGACUACUCCUCCGGAGAAGAGAGUGGGUGUGCGCCUGGAGUCUCCGCCUAAGAGAGGCAAAGGCGGGAUUGAGGUCAACGACGGGUUUGAUGACACAGAGCGACUCUAG
Molecule: messenger RNA, 3849 nt
Organism: Alternaria atra
Lineage: Eukaryota; Fungi; Ascomycota; Dothideomycetes; Pleosporales; Pleosporaceae
Exons: 7
Coding region: 1-3849 (1282 amino acids)
Biological process (GO): protein deubiquitination; proteasome-mediated ubiquitin-dependent protein catabolic process; regulation of proteasomal protein catabolic process
Molecular function (GO): proteasome binding; cysteine-type deubiquitinase activity
Source: RefSeq, a predicted model, not a curated record